Colletotrichum chrysophilum is the source of this 1254-nucleotide messenger RNA. RefSeq lists its product as uncharacterized. The record is from RefSeq and is a predicted model, not a curated record. The transcript has a single exon. Bases 1 to 1254 code for a protein of 417 amino acids. NCBI's taxonomy places the organism in Eukaryota, Fungi, Ascomycota, Sordariomycetes, Glomerellales, Glomerellaceae.
AUGUUCAGCUCUAUCGCUCUACCUCCGUAUCCGACAACAGGCCUUCGAAAUGGGUCGGCCCUCCUGCCAGCAAGCAGUCUGACUGAAACCCCGACCGGGCCGCCCACGACGGCCGCAGGUGAAGAGGGCGCUUCGCGAGGACCUCCCAAUAGGAUGCAGUCGUCUUUGUCCUUUGCGUUCCCCGUCCCUGGCGAGACUACAACGACCACCGUCCAGCCUGUCGCAUCAUCAACUUCUCUUGUGCUCAGCACCACCGCAAAGGCUGAAGCUUCAUCUACGCCCGCCCCCACAUCCCAUGAUACCCCGGCUUCAUCAACAACACCACUCCAGACCAUACCCCCAUCAUCGGCAACUCUCAAGGUCACAGGCUCUCCCAACGUCGGCGUCCCCACCAUUGAGACCUCGCUUCCCGCCGCCACGGCGACCAUCUCCCCAGAGGUUGCAGCCAGAAACCUCGCCAACGCCAAGUCUUUUAAUGCCCUCUUCGCCACCCUCACCGAGCAGUCUGCUUGUAGUAACGGCCAAGUCGCCUGCGUCAGAGGCAACAUCGGAAAAUGUGGCUCCGAUGGCGCCUUCGACAUCGUGAGCUGCGGUAACGACCAGUCAUGCUUCGCCCUUCCUAUGAACACAACAGAGGGGGUCGUCGUCGGCUGCUACAACCCUACCGUCGCGAGCAACAUUCUCGGAGAGGCUGUGUCUGCCCCGGGAUCCUCUACAAGUGCUGCAGUAUCAGAGGUCACAAUGACUGUCACGCCAGUCGUCACCGCCACGUCCACAAUCCAGGUGACUCCGCCGAGCAGCCCAGAGACCACAAGCCCAGCGGUCCCAAUUGCCACCGCCACGUCUACGGUCCUCGUCGCCCCGCCUGAGAAGACCUCCUCCCCGGGCUUCACCACGACCGUCGUCGUUACGAGGACGGUUGAGCCCGACCCGGCACCAACUACCACAGAAAGAGAGGGCACGACGACUGCAGAGGAGCCAACGACACUGUCGACCUCCACCCGUCGUCGCACACGCAGCUCAAUAUCUGUAGAGACAUCUGCACCACCUGCGACCACCACUGUCACCGUCACCGGCACACUGACAUUUGACCCGAUCCCGUCCACCGUCCCGACAGUCCUCCCGACGGCGCCCGCGGCGAAGUCCAGCCCCGAUACUUUCGGAUUCGUCAUGACAGUCACGGAGAAGGAGACCGUGACGGCAACGGUCACAGUGAAGGAGACGGAGACAGUUACCGUCACAAAGGGCCAGUGA